Molecule: messenger RNA, 1354 nt
Organism: Plodia interpunctella (Indianmeal moth)
Lineage: Eukaryota; Metazoa; Arthropoda; Insecta; Lepidoptera; Pyralidae
Gene: mRpL2
Product: mitochondrial ribosomal protein L2
Exons: 6
Coding region: 108-998 (296 amino acids)
Biological process (GO): mitochondrial translation
Cellular component (GO): ribosome; mitochondrial large ribosomal subunit
Molecular function (GO): structural constituent of ribosome; RNA binding
Source: RefSeq, a predicted model, not a curated record
AAUUUUGAAGAUUUCGUUGUUUAAUUUUUAGGUUGGGAUUUAGAAAAAUAUGUGGGGAUUUGAUUUGCUCUGAAUUUUGAAUUAAUUUGUUAAAACUAGUAUAUACCAUGGCUUUAAAUAAGUUAUUUUCUAGUUUGACUAUAAAUUCCAACUUAAUAAGUAGAAGAGCUAUCCACAUUUCUGCUGUAAAUUUUGCUAGUAAACCUCCAAUUGAGAAACCUAAGCCUGGUUUUGGUAAAAGCUAUCGUCGUAUUGUUCAUUUUCCUGAGAAAUAUACUGUCAAACCUUUAGAAGUUACAAAUCUUGCUGGAAGAGAUCCUGUCACUGGUCGGGUGGUAGCGAAAGGUAUAGGUGGUGGAAUAAAACACAAAUACCAUUGGAUAGAUUGGUUACGAGAUGGCCCUACAGAAGGUCCUCCACAAGAGGAAAAGGUUAUACAGGUGAUGGAAGAUGGGUGUAGGACAGCACAUAUAGCUUUGGUGGCAGUUGGAGAGAAACUCAAGUACAUAUUGGCAACAGAAAACAUGAAAGCAGGUGACAUUUUGAAGACAUCCAGAUAUCUUCCCCGAAUUCCAGUGAGGGCUAAUGAAGGUGAUGCAUAUGUUUUGGGAGCCUUACCCACUGGUACCCUGGUCCACUGCAUCGAGAAGGAACCAGGUCAAGGCGGCCUGUAUGUUCAUGCGGCAGGCACUUAUGGAACAAUCCUUAGAAGACAAGACGAUAGAAUAGUAGUUCAGAUGCCAUCCAAAAGGACAUUUAGUUUUAGUCCUUUGUGCAUGGCAGUUGUUGGUCGGCUGUCAAACGUAGACCACGGAGACACACCGAUAGGUUCCCCGCAGAGGAACCGCUGGCUAGGCAACAGGCCCCGCUCGGGGUUAUGGAAACGCAAAGAUGGCCGCCACGGACGCAAGAUCCGGCCCCCCAAACCAGUAAAGGAAAUAUCCGCUAGCAUGAAUCCCCCACCAGCCAAAAUCGUGCGAUUGACUAUGGUGCCGUAAUGUAGAUUGUGUACCCUCCUGUUUUUUCUUACGAAUGUGUUCUUACAUGUAAACUAUCUUCACAGUAGUUAUUGUACAAAAUAAAUAUUAGUUCAAACCGAUAUGUACAUUCUAAAAUAAAAUAUGUAUUAACCACCAAAGUAAUAUCGUAAAAAUUCGAAUUUUAUUUUGCUGUAAAAUCAUAAAGACAUGGUAAGAUUGUCUACAUAAUAAGAAUUGUUAGAAAAACAGAGUUUAGAUGAGUUUACGCUGGGCAAAAACGUUUAUCUCCUCUAUUAUCUGAGUUUUCCUGGUUCCUUCCUCAGCCAUUAAAGGUCAGAGCCCAGUCUUAGAUUAAUUAAAGAUGCAAAUUAUAA